AUGGCGGUUAACUUAUGGGCUUCUCAUUGCUCCUCACUCGGUUUUGUUUUCCAAGCAACAUCAACACAACAGCAAGCCUGCAAGGCAUCAGCACUGGCAAUAGCCGUUCAAGAGCAUCGGCAGUCGUGCAUGCAGCCCGGACUCCGACCCCGACUCAAGGCUCGGCCUUCACUCCUGGACCUCGUCCGCCACCGAAGCAACUCUUUGUCGUCCCGCCCAGGAACCAGCGACUCGUCGUCUGCAGUCGAGCUUCCCUUGCCGGCGUCUCCAGGGGCUGGAGCUGGAGCCGGUGUUGGUAAUAGUGCCUGGCCGUGGUCUCCAGCUGGCUCUCGCCGUGGAUCUUGGCUUGCAACGUCGGUGUUCGGCCCAGCCUCGCCGCCUGCUUCUCCUUCCUUCCCUGAUGUUGAGCCUCCUGCGCCAGCUCCUCUCACUGGCUCACCCGUCGUCUCCAUCGCGCCUGCCUCUGCUGCUACACCCACAGGUGCUCCUGCCGUAGGCUCUCCCCUGGCCCCGGCCUUAGCAGCCGCUGCUGCCUCUGCUACAUCAUCGCCUCCACUCUCUCCACCAGGCACACCAAGCCCAAUCCGCUUCGACGCUGGUGCAGCUGUCAUCGCCAUCUCCCUCAACGUCGACGCUGUCAUCCUCACAGCAUUCGUCGCCCUCCCCCCAGCGCUCUUCUUCCCUUCAUCAAGAGCCGGAGCCGACGUCUUCAAACCCGCCCAAGAUGCCAUCUGCAAAAUCUACUCCAUCUCCGGUCCCGUCAUUGUGGCCGAAGACAUGAUUGGUGUUGCCAUGUACGAACUCGUCAAAGUCGGUCACGACAACCUUGUCGGUGAAGUCAUUCGGAUCAACGGAGACCAGGCAUCAAUUCAGGUUUACGAAGAGACCGCCGGUGUCAAGGUUGGCGACCCUGUCGCACGAAGCGGAAAGCCCUUAUCCGUCGAACUUGGCCCUGGUUUGCUCAACGGUAUCUACGACGGUAUUCAGCGACCACUGGAGGAAAUAUCCAACGUUUCCAAGACCAUUUAUAUCCCCCGUGGUAUUUCAGUUCCUGCGCUCGACCGAAAGAAGAAGUGGCAGUUUACCCCUGCCAAGAAGGUUGGCGAUCACAUUGCUGGCGGUGACGUUUGGGGUAAUGUCUUCGAGAACUCCUUCAUUUCUAACCACAAGAUUCUGUUCCCACCUCGCGCUCGUGGCACCAUCACCAGGAUUGCUCCCAAGGGCGAGUACACUGUUGCCGAAAAUAUCCUGGAGGUUGAGUUUGAUGGCAAGAAGACUGAAUACCCCAUGAUGCAGUCGUGGCCUGUUCGAGUCCCCCGUCCCACGACUGAAAAGCUGGCUGCCGAUCAGCCUUUCCUUGUCGGACAGCGUGUCUUGGAUGCCCUCUUCCCCAGUGUUCAGGGUGGUACUGUUGCCAUUCCUGGCGCUUUUGGCUGCGGCAAGACUGUCAUUAGUCAGUCUGUGUCCAAGUUCUCCAACAGCGAUGUUAUUGUGUACGUUGGAUGUGGUGAGCGUGGAAACGAGAUGGCUGAAGUCUUGAAGGAUUUCCCUGAACUUUCCAUCGAGGUUGACGGUCGCAAGGAACCCAUCAUGAAGCGAACGACCUUGAUUGCCAACACCUCCAAUAUGCCCGUCGCCGCCCGAGAAGCUUCGAUUUAUACUGGGAUUACUGUCGCCGAAUAUUUCCGGGACCAGGGUCUAGACGUGGCCAUGAUGGCUGAUUCUACAUCGCGAUGGGCUGAGGCUCUGAGAGAACUUUCUGGUCGCUUGGGAGAAAUGCCUGCUGACCAGGGCUUCCCCGCCUAUCUCAGUGCCAAGCUCGCUUCGUUCUACGAACGCGCUGGUAAAGUUCAGACUUUGGGCUCUCCUGAGCGACACGGCAGUGUCAGCAUUGUCGGCGCUGUCAGCCCCCCUGGUGGUGAUUUCUCAGACCCCGUCACUACAUCCACCCUCGGUAUCGUCCAAGUCUUUUGGGGUCUCGACAAGAAGCUCGCUCAGCGAAAGCAUUUCCCUUCAAUCAACACGUCUGUGUCGUAUACCAAGUACACCACUGUUCUCGACAAAUUCUACGAAAAGGAUUACCCCGAGUUCCCCCGGCUUCGAGACCGAAUCAAGCAGCUCAUUUCCGACUCGGAAGAACUCGACCAAGUCGUGCAGCUUGUUGGUAAGAGUGCCUUGUCUGAUCCUGACAAGAUUACUCUUGAUCUCGCUGCCCUGAUCAAAGAAGAUUUCCUGCAACAAAAUGGUUACUCGGACUAUGAUCAGUUCUGCCCCAUUUGGAAGACGGAGUGGAUGAUGAAGCUCAUGGUUGGCUUCCACGAUGAGUCCCAGAAGGCAAUUGCCCAAGGCCAGAGCUGGGGCAAAGUACGUGAAGCCACUGCCGACCUACAGGCCAAGCUGAAGCAACUCAAGUUCGAGGUGCCUUCUGACGGCCAGGAGGCAAUCACUAAGAAGUAUGAGACUAUUCAACAAGAAAUGAUGGAUAGGUUUGCAUCCGUCAUUGAUGAGUAA
This is a messenger RNA of Metarhizium acridum CQMa 102, 2511 nucleotides long. The record is from RefSeq and is a predicted model, not a curated record. Lineage: Eukaryota; Fungi; Ascomycota; Sordariomycetes; Hypocreales; Clavicipitaceae.